Camellia sinensis is the source of this 2259-nucleotide messenger RNA. Lineage: Eukaryota; Viridiplantae; Streptophyta; Magnoliopsida; Ericales; Theaceae. The record is from RefSeq and is a predicted model, not a curated record.
AUGUAUAAGCCGGACAGAGAGAUCACGUCGUUCACAACCCCUAGAGGCUUAUAUUGCUACAAAGUCAUGCCGUUCGGACUAAAGAACGCUGGGGCGACUUUUCAACGGAUGGUGACAAAGAUGUUCACCCCAAUGCUGGGCCGCACCAUGGAGGCCUACAUCGACGACAUGGUGGUGAAGAGUAGGGAGAAGUCUCAACAUCUCGCCGACCUAGCAGAAAUGUUUGCCAUCCUAAAGCACUACAAGCUUCGUCUGAAUGCCUCCAAAUGCGUCUUCGGAGUUGGCACUGGGAAGUUCUUGGGUUUUUUGGUUACCAACCCGGGAAUCGAAGCCGACCCAUCACAAAUCAAGGCAAUACAAGAGCUGGAGCGUCCUAACUCCACGAGGGACGUGCAACAUCUUGCCGGGAUGGCAACCGCGUUGAGCAGAUUUAUCAGCCGGUCUUCGGAUCGUUGCAGGCCCUUCUGUAAAACUUUGAAGUCCAAGUUCUUCUGGGAUGAUGAGUGCGACCGCGCACUAGCAGACCUGAAAGCAUAUCUCUCCUCAGCCCCUAUUUUGGUCACGUCUCAGCCGGGCGAAGAGUUGUACCUCUACUUGGCUAUCUCUCAACACGCGGUCAGCCCGGUAUUGGUCCGUGCUGAAGGCAUCCAGCACCUACCGAUCUUCUAUGUAAGCAAGACUCUGCUCCCAGCCGAAACAAGAUAUCUUCCCUUGGAAAAAUUGGCGCUGGCCCUAAUGAUGGCGUCAAGAAAGCUGGCACACUAUUUUCAUGCCCAUACAAUAGUUGUGUUAACUGAGUUCCCGCUCAAGGUGCUUUUUGAAAAGGCAGACUUCGCUGGGAGAAUUUUGAAAUGGGCCGUGGAAUUAGGACAAUAUGACAUCAAGUUCCGACCACGUGCCGCAAUCAAGGCUCAAGCACUUGCUGACUUUGUGGCAGAAUUUGCCCCUGGGAUGCAUCCAGUAUGCCCGAUUGAUUUGGUUGAUGCGGAUUUAGCCCAACCCAUGGUUCUGGCAAUGAAAACAAGUGUUGGUUCGCAAGUAGGAAAAGGGACGAGCACGACCGAACUAACAAAGUCCGGCGAUGAUGAACCCAACCAAGACAAAGGAAGAGACCAGAAUGAACCGAUCAAAGACUUGGAAUUGAGAAGCUCCCAGAACCCCUCUGAUUGCUGGAAGCUGUUUAUGGGCGAGAUGUGGAAGCUCUUCGUUGAUGGGGCAUCCAACAGACAUGGGGCCGGGCUGGGCAUCGUGCUGAACUCACCGGACGGGCUGGUCAUUGAGCAGGCAAUUACACUCGGCUUCCCAGCAUCCAACAACGAGGCUGAGUAUGAAGCUCUCCUUGCCGGGCUAAGAAACGCACUAAGAAUGAAAGCGUCGGCCUUGAUGGUGUUCAGCGAUUCCAAGCUGGUGGUCAAUCAAGUCUCAGGGGAGUAUGAGGCCAGGGAUGAAAGAAUGGCCAAGUAUCAGGCGCUGGUGUGUGCAAAGAUCAAAAAGUUCGAUGCCAUAAGGGUAGAGCAGAUCAACCGCGAAGGAAACAACACGGCUGAUGAGUUGGCCGGGCUCGCUUCUACUCAGACAGUUUUUCCCAACCCCUUGAUGAUAGAAUUUUUACCGCGGCUAAGUAUAGAAGAACCGGAAGUGGCCGAGGUACUUUGCACUGACUUGGGCCCUUCUUGGAUGGAUCCUAUCAUCGCCUUCCUGAAAGAUAGAAUUCUACCAGAAGAAAAGAAGGUGGAGGCUUUCCUCUAUGAGAUACACGAGGGCAUCUGUGGAAGCCAUACUAGAGGCAGGUCCUUGGCUUACCGAGCAAUUUCCCAAGGUUACUGGUGGCUGUGCAUGCAGGCGGACGCGCAGAAAUACGUUCGUCGGUGUGAAAAGUGUCAGAAAUUCGCUCACCAGAUCCACCAGCCAGCUAGAGAUUUGCUCCCACUUUCAAGUCCUUGGUCGUUCGCGCUUUGGGGAUUGGAUAUUGUUGGACCACUCCCAGCAACACCGGGCAAUCGCAAGUUCUUCAUCUCCGCCACCGACUAUUUCACCAAGUGGGUUGAGGCCGAGCCACUAGCGACCAUAAAGGAAAAGGACGUGAAGAAGUUUGUAUGGCAAAACGUCAUCACCCAUUUCGGUAUACCCAAGGCCCUCAUCCCGGAUAAUGGCACUCAAUUUGAUGGUAAACUCUUUCGCGAAUUUUGCGAAGAGUUGAAGACCGAGUUCUACAAUUUGACAUCGGCCUAUCCUCAGUCAAAUGGUCAACUUUUCUAG